CUGGCUGAGUCGCGCGGCGACCGUUGCCUCGUUUUAUCGUUACGACGAUAAGUAAUAAUUUAAAAAGCGUGCUUUACUUAUCUGUACCCAUUCCAUGUUCGAUUUAAAACGCGGGAAAGAAAUUUAGGCAUUUUGUCAUUUGUUGUGUCAAAUUUUGUGAUUGUUGUGUUUGUAUUUUAUAAUAUUUUAUUGCAAAUUUUAAUUCGUGUGUACAUUUUUCGAUAAACACUGUUUAUUUCAAAUUCGUGAUAGACUUCCAUCUUCCAGUUGUGUCCAAAUUUGUGAUAAGAAAAUGGAGAAAGGUGGUGGAUCUAGACUUCUUCAAAUGCAGAAAGAAAGAAAUAUUCGUAUGGCUCGAUUCCAACAGAAGCAGCUGCAGGAACGCGAGCUGAAGAUCGCGUCAUUAUACGAGGCGCAGCAAGCACGCACGCUUGACAAGCUACGUCUCUCGCCUGCCACCAGCCCCAACAAUCAUACCAGCCCCAAUGUACAGUCAACACAUAACGUGCAGCCUGGCAAGGUACGGCAAAUGUUCGAAGAGCGCAGAACGAAGGCAGGUAUAGACAAGAGCUACCCGCUGCAGCCCAUACAUAACACGGAGCGGGCGAAGCCUCGCGCGCACAACGGAGUGCCGCGCGUCGCCAACACCCGCACAACUCUCACCACAAUCACCACACUCGACAGGAAGGCCGCCAAGACACAUCUUGUUUCCAACACACAUAUAGUCAAGAAAGAUAUUGUACACAAAUCAGAAAACAUCUUGAACGUCUCCGGUGAUCUAAAUCACAAUCAUGAGUUAGAUUUGAAUUCUAUUAAACAAUCGAAUCAACCGAAUGGUGAUUACUCUUACGUUGAUGAAGUGGAUAAGGCUGAAAACAAUUGUCUCCUGCAAGAUGAGACAUUCCCAGAGGCGAUGGCGCCCACGCCAACACCGCGCUCGCCUGAACCUAAAGCACAGGUUAAGAAAUUCACACAGAGAAAUCCAAUACAAAAACGACCGACAAGUCCAACAAAGUCCAGGCCGCAGUUAUCAAAUGCCUCCACAAAGCGAGUCACCAGCGAAAGUAACAUGCCUGAUAAAUCAAGAGUGGCAACACAACGUGUCUCCAGCACUGUACUUAAAAAAACACCUUCGACGCCGGGCAGUAAAACCCGGUCGGGCACGUCAGUGGGUGCGGGGGGUAGUGCGGGGGUCGUGGGUGGUGGUGGGGGGGAGGCGUGUGGGGUGUGCGGGCGACGUUUCGCGAGUGACCGGCUCGCGAAGCACGAGGCCAUCUGCAAGAAAGCGCACGCCAAGAAACGGAAGCCGUUCGAUGUUCUCAAACAUAGGCUGGCGGGUACGGAAGCGGAACCUUUUAUCGGCAAGCUGCGCAAGGGGACGCAGGGCAGUGGUGGGGGAAGCGGGGCAGGCAGCGGGGGCGGGGGCAAGGGGUCGGGCAAGCAGCUGAACAGCACGUGGCGACAGAAGCACGAGGAGUUCAUUCAGGCCAUCCGUGCCGCCAAGCAGGUGCAGGCACAUCUCAAGGCCGGCGGUAAACUGAGCGACUUGCCCCCUCCCCCGCCGUCUGAGAACCCGGACUACGUGUCGUGUCCUCACUGCGGCCGGCGCUUCAACCAGGCCGCCGCCGAGAGACACAUCCCCAAGUGCGUCAACUAUCAGUUCAACAAACCCAAGAAUAACAAGAAACGAUAACUUACACUACACCAGUAAGUACAUUGGUUAUAUCAACAGUGGCCAUUUGUCUGAACAAACUGUCACAUUUUAGUUCCAAAUUUAUUGUUAAAACUCUUUCUUAUCUUAAAAGAUGUUUAAAGAUUGUUUGGCAUAUAAAUUUAGAUAUUUUAUGUUAUUUGUGUUUGUAAAACGAUUUUGACAAAUACAUCGAUUUGACUUCAAAUUUGACAGAUUGACAGUACUCAUUUGAUAUUGUUACUAAAUUUGGAAUGAUUUCGGAUGUAGAAAGAAUUUAACACGUUCAAUGUUAAGAUUUUUUUCUUAUAGUAAACUCCCACCACGAGUCGGUGGCAGUGAACGUGUUAAUUUUAAAUUGUAUUUGGGAGAUUGUUUAAUAAUUAUUUGAAAAAUGCAUUUAAAACUGUUUGCUGAAUUGUUACGAAAAAUUUAUUAUAAAAUUUGAAGAAAUUUUUAUGAGCACUGAAAUUCCACUCUUAUUUGCAUUCAGUUACUACCUAAUUUCUAUUAAGUUCUUAUUCAGCCAUAAAUUAUAAAAUAACAUUAAAAGUGAAUUUCUUUAGAUUAGAAAAAUCUAGAAUUAACAAAUUAUAAUUUAAAAGUAUUAUUUUCUUAACAAAAUGUUUGAUA
This is a messenger RNA of Papilio xuthus (Asian swallowtail), 2323 nucleotides long. RefSeq names its product zinc finger C2HC domain-containing protein 1C. Bases 293 to 1693 code for a protein of 466 amino acids. NCBI's taxonomy places the organism in Eukaryota, Metazoa, Arthropoda, Insecta, Lepidoptera, Papilionidae. The transcript has 12 exons. The record is from RefSeq and is a predicted model, not a curated record.